Messenger RNA from Cornus florida, 1274 nucleotides. Its product is annotated as xyloglucan endotransglucosylase protein 7-like. The coding region runs from base 56 to 952 and encodes 298 amino acids. The transcript is spliced from 3 exons. Gene Ontology annotation, molecular function: xyloglucan:xyloglucosyl transferase activity; hydrolase activity, hydrolyzing O-glycosyl compounds. The record is from RefSeq and is a predicted model, not a curated record. Gene Ontology annotation, cellular component: cell wall; apoplast. Gene Ontology annotation, biological process: xyloglucan metabolic process; cell wall biogenesis. NCBI's taxonomy places the organism in Eukaryota, Viridiplantae, Streptophyta, Magnoliopsida, Cornales, Cornaceae.
UCUUUCUUACCAAACACUACACUUCUCAUUAACAUUCACAUCAAACGGUCUUCAUAUGCUAAAAACCAAUUACCAAACACCAAUGGCCUUUUCUUCUUCAACUUCAGUGUUAUUAUUGGUGCUCAUAUCUGCUAUGCUGAGCUCUUUCAUUUUUCCAUCUGCUGCUAACUUAUACCAACACAUUGAUCUCACUUGGGGCGAUGGCCGUGCUAAGAUACUCAACAACGGCGACCUUCUUACCCUCUCCCUCGAUAAGGCCUCUGGCUCUGGCUUCCAGUCUAAGAAUGAAUAUCUAUUCGGAAAGAUUGAUAUGCAGCUCAAGCUUGUCCCUGGAAACUCUGCUGGCACUGUCACCGCCUACUACUUGUCAUCACAAGGCCCAACCCAUGAUGAGAUAGACUUCGAGUUCUUGGGGAACUUGAGUGGCGACCCUUACAUUCUUCACACCAAUGUGUUCAGCCAAGGCAAGGGCAACAGAGAGCAGCAAUUCUACCUUUGGUUCGACCCAACUGCCGAUUUCCACACCUAUUCCAUCCUCUGGAACCCCCAACGGAUUAUAUUUUCAGUGGACGGUACACCCAUUAGAGAGUUCAAGAACUCGGAGUCAAUUGGUGUACCAUACCCGAAGAACCAACCAAUGAGGAUAUACUCGAGUCUGUGGAACGCGGACGACUGGGCCACAAGGGGUGGGCUGGUGAAGACUGACUGGACUCAAGCACCCUUCACAGCUUCAUACAGGAACUUCAAUGCCCAUGCUUGCACCUGGACUUCUGGUGCAUCUUCUUGCACUUCGAAUUCUCCGUCUAGCAGCAGUGCAUGGCUAACAGAAGAGUUGGACUCCACAAGCCAGGGUAGGCUGAAAUGGGUGCAAAAGAAUUACAUGAUAUACAAUUACUGCGCGGACACAAAUCGAUUUCCUCAAGGCCUUCCUCCAGAAUGUGCAAGCACUUAAUUAAGGAGACUGCAUAUAUUGUUUUUCCCAUGGCUAUAUAGCCUUCUUAUUCUUGUUUAUAGGAUAUACAAUUCGAUUCUUUUAUUCUUUGUAAUCAAAUAUUGUUUUUGCUCAAUAAAGGCAGGCAUAAUUAUCUCUUCGUAUAAAAUGUUUUUUUUUUUUUUUUUUUUUUUUUGGGGGGAAAGGUAUCUCUCCAUGUAAAAUGUUACAUGAGUAACAGGGGUAUACAAUUUAUUGUCCAAUUCAGAAUGGGAUUGAUUCAUUACAAGUAUGGUAUUUAAUUGUAACUAGGAUUGAAGCAUACUGAACUAAUUAGAGGUAU